Molecule: messenger RNA, 1704 nt
Organism: Chenopodium quinoa (quinoa)
Lineage: Eukaryota; Viridiplantae; Streptophyta; Magnoliopsida; Caryophyllales; Amaranthaceae
Exons: 3
Coding region: 1-1704 (567 amino acids)
Molecular function (GO): nucleic acid binding; RNA-DNA hybrid ribonuclease activity
Source: RefSeq, a predicted model, not a curated record
AUGAUGCCCUUCGGCCUGAAAAAUGCCGGAGUGACAUAUCAGAGGCUGGUGGACCAAGUGUUCGCCGAACAAAAAGGCCGCAACAUGGAAGUCUAUGUUGAUGAUUCCAUCGUCAAGAGCAAAGAAGCGAAAGACCAUGUUGCGGACCUAGCCGAAACGUUCACCACUCUGAGAAAACACCAAAUGAAGCUGAAUCCGAAGAAAUGUGUCUUUGGCGUGAGGUCAGGAAGGUUCCUGGGCUUCAUGCCGCUGGAAAAAGUCCUCGACAAGGUGGAAAAAUCAGGCAGAUUAACUAAGUGGGCUUUCGAGCUCACUGAAUUCAGCAUCACCUACCAGCUGAGGGCAGCUAUUAAGGCCCAAGCCUUAGCAGAUUUCCUAGCCGAGUGUUCCUACCAAGAAACACUCGAAGGGAAGGGGUCUUGGACUGUAUUCACGGAUGGCUCAGCCACCAUAAAUGAUUCGGGAGCAAGGGAAGUGAUUACCUCUCCCGAAGGCAAAAACUUCGAGUAUGCACUCAAAUUUUCGUUCAAGGCUUCUAACAACGAAGCAGAAUAUGAAGUAGCAAUUGCUGGCUUAGAAUUGUGCAUAGCUCUCGAAGGCAAGCAUGUCUGUUUAAAAACAGACUCUCAGCUGGUCGCUAAUCAGAUUCGGGGCGAAUAUGAGGCAAAAGAGCCCUCCAUGAUCUCUUAUCUCGCCAAGACCAAGUCAGUCAUAGCGAAGCUGAGAAUUUUUGAAAUUGAGCUAAUCCCAAGGGGUCAUAAUGCUCAAGUCGACGCGCUUUCCAAACUUGCAAGUUCAACUCUCACCGAGCUGAACCGAUCUGUAUAUGUGGAAGUGCGCCGAAGUAGAAGCAUUGACCAAGAAAUUGGGGUCCAAUGCGUCGAAGCUGAGCCAAGCUGGAUGGAUCCCAUCCUGGCUUAUAAGCUUCAGGGAACACUCCCCGAGGACAAAAGCAUAGUCGCAAAAAUAAAGAGAAUCGGCUCAAGGUUCAUUGUCUACAAUGGGGAAUUGCUGAAACAGUGUUUCUCAGCCCCACUGCUGAAAUGUGUGGGCCCAACAGAUGCGGAUUAUAUCCUUUGGGAAAUCCACUUCGGCAUCUGCGGAAACCACAUAGGGGGAAGGGCCCUGGCCCAUAAAGCACUACGGGCAAGGUAUUACUGGCCAACCAUGAUCCAAGAUGCCAAGGGCCUGGUGCAGAAAUGUGAAAAAUGUCAGAAAUUCGCACCAGUUAUUCAUCGGCCGUCGAGAGACCUUCAGCCGAUUCUGAAUCCACUCCUUUUUUCUCAAUGGGGGUUGGAUAUUUUGGGACCAUUUCCUGAGGCUCCUUAUCAGAAAAAGUGGCUGAUAGUCGGAAUUGACUACUUCAGCAAAUGGAUAGAAGCCGAAGCAGCUUCAAACAUAACUAAGCAAACUUGGAAAUCGGCUCAGAAAGCCUUCGAGUUAACCAGUUCUCAGCCGAAGAAAAUGAACCAACUCAUGAAAGGAUCCCUCGAUUUCCUGGAUGAAGUCCGAGAUUCGGCCAGGGAUAAAAUGGUUGUGUACAAGCAGAAAACCAACAAGUUCUAUAACCGAAGAGUCCAAGAAAGACACCUCAAAGUUGGAGACCUUGUGCUUCGGAAUGCUGCCGCUGUUCAGAAAAGCCGUAUACACGGAAAACUUUCGGCAAACUGGGAGGGGCCAUAUGAAAUAUACGAUGAGCUCUAA